UGACGAGUUGAGAGGUCAAGGGAAAAAAAGACAAGAAAACCAAAAUACAACCGUUAGAGUCACUGAGUUACUAUCACUAAAUAUGGUUACGAUAAAUAUAAUGUGAAAAACACUGUUACGUACUGCCAUUUGUGUAGUUUUACCGUUAUCAGAGCGAUAACUGUUUUAAAAAACUACUGUUGUGGGGUAAGGACUCGCAGGAAGGUAAAAUCUGCUCAAGAUUGGCUGGAAGACUGAAAGACUUGUUACGCCCGCUUGGCAUGUUGCUACCCAAGUGAAUCGGAGGGCCUUAGCUGAAGUUAGCUAUCAGACAGAUUAUCAGAAUUAAGCUAAUGAAACCCAGAUAGCGGUUUGGGAUACCUGGAAACGCACAAACUUGCUCUGGCAUCGCUGGAUUUUACCCCAGUCUUUCUCUUCCGAGAACGCCAUUGAUUCCACCAAGCUGCGCUCACGCUGCCGCGCCACAGCUCUGGAUUUGACUCAGCGCCCGCCACUGGGAAAAAAGGACAUCCCAUUAAGCCGAGAAUACACAGCCCUAUCGUCAACAGACAUAAGGAUACCUGACCGUGACCAUCGAGCCCAUUCCCCCUGUUGUUGUGGGAGAGACCGUGACGCUAAAGUGCAACUUCAAAACCGACGGCAGGCUGCGAGAGAUCGUCUGGUUCCGGGUGAUGGACGGGGGCACGCUUAAGCAGAAGAUUUUUACAUAUGAUGCCAUGUUCAACACCAAUUACUCCCACAUGGAGGACUACCGGAGACGCGAAGACCUGGUGUACCAGUCAACCGUCAGGCUGCCGGAGGUACGGAUCUCUGACAACGGGCCGUACGAGUGCCACGUGGGCAUCUACGACCGAGCGACCAGGGAGAAGGUGGUCCUGGCUUCGGGGAACGUCUUCCUGAAUGUGAUGGCACCUCCUAAGGCCAUCUCUGUGGUUGCAGCAGACACCCCUGCCCCGUUCAGUCGGUACCAGGCACAGAACUUCACCCUGAUGUGCAUCGUAUCUGGUGGAAAACCCGAACCAACGGUGUACUUUAAGCGGGACGGGGAGCUCAUAGACGUUAUUCCGUACGCCCAGCCCCCAGCUGCAGGGGAGAGCGGGGGCUCGGCGGGGGUCAGGGGCGCCAGGCCGCUAAUCAGCCGCGACCUGGACGACACCAAGAUGCAGCGGUCCCUGUCCCUCCUCGACCUGGACGGGAAGGCCGCCCGCUCGUACACGGAGGGCCCCGCCCGCGGCUUCACCCCGGGCGCGCCGGGCUCGGAGCCCAGCCCCGCCACCGAGACCAUCCCGGAGACGGUGGUGAGCCGGGAGUUCCCGCGCUGGGUCCAGAGCUCCGACCCGCUCUACUACUUCAGCACGGCCCACCUGCCCCAGAGCGACGGCACGGUGGAGGUGCGCGCCAUGCUCACCUGGACGCUCAACCCCCAGCUGGACAACGACGCCCUGUUCAGCUGCGAGGUCAAGCACCCCGCGCUCUCCAUGCCCAUGCAGGCGGAGGUCACGCUAGCGGCUCCCAAAGGCCCCAAACUCCAGAUGACCCCCAGCAGGGCGAAGGUUGGGGACACGGUGCGAAUCGCCGUUGAAGGAUUCCAGGUAGGAUCCACUGGGAACGAGGUGUUUCCCGAGCCCCUCUUCACUUGGACGCGCGUGGGGGGGCGUCUCCUGGACGGGAGUUUGGAACGGGACGGGUAUGAGCUGGUUCUGGAGCGGGUGCCAGCCGAACUUAACGGAUCCAUGUACCGCUGCACGGCUCAGAACCCCCUCGGCUCCACAGACACCCACACACGCCUAAUUGUGUUUGAAAAUCCCAGUAUGAUGAAGCACACUCAAAAUCAGAACAACGCUGCCUCCCACAAGGACGUUCUGGGACUGAUCGUGACCGUGCUGAUUCUCACAGUGACUGUGGAGCUAACGUGAGCCUCUGAAGCUCGCGCUCUGCCUGCCCUCCUCCGGUCCGUCUGUCCACCCGUCUGUCCACCAGGAAGCAGUACCUUCACCAGGGAGCAUUCCCUAUUUGUUUUCUGGACAAAAUGAAAAACAAGACAGAAGAUAAAAUGACAUACAAGAAGGCAACAACAAAAAACACCUGCCCUCCCCUGUUUGUCUACUUGUCACACGUCUGCCUGUCUAUCAAUAAAAUCCGAUGUUUGAGAAAGGAAAAGUAAAAACUCUGGGCUUGGUUUAAUUCCUUCAGACAUAACCAUGUUUGUUUUUGUACAGUCAUCUUUGGAAUGGUGUGGGCAGGCCCACCAUUUUAUCUCCCAAAAUCCCACGGAGUCUCAUAUUGGCCCACUUAUAUUUCUAUGCACCUCCCAGUUGGCAACAAGGCAGCCCUUCUAGAACAUUUGUCCGGUCAUAUCUUCUUUCUUCUUGUUUUAGUAUUUCUUCCUUUUCCCCCUUUUUUUAAAAGUGACUAUGUUGGAGGAAACAAGAGGACUCUUUUCAGUGCUGUGAAACUGGUGUCACUUUCCCAGUUAGAAGAACAGAGGACCCCCACCACCCCAACCGCCUUUUUAAAUGUAUUUUUGUGUACAUCCCUGUAAAUAUAUAAAUUGAUAUAAAGGUUCAGCUUAGAGUGUUGGGCAGAGUGACAGUUUUGCCUCACAAAUUUUCACAAUUUCUGCUUGAACUGUAUCGGCUCUUUCCUAUGACUUCAAGAAACUCAACUUAGAUCAAGAAUAAACACUGAGUGCUGGUUUCCUAGACAUGGAGUAAGCCUAGUCCUAGACAAAAAGAAACAAAUCAAUGAAGAUCUCCAUUGAAAAAAGGUUUUAGUUUAGGACUAGGCUUAAUGUCUGGGAAAGCAGCCCUAAAAUACUAGCUUUUCAUUACUAUAAUUUAAUUGUAUUCAAUAAAUUAUAUCUGCUGUAUGGCAGGUUUUAAUCAAAAGCUGUUGUCUGCAUUUCAGGGUCAUGGUGCAUGAGACGUCUGACAAUUAUUUCUCAUUUCUCAUAAUCCAUGUGGGUGGGCCACAUUCAGCUGACCUGUAGUCCCAUGUUUCAUCUGUUACAUAUUAUAGUAAGUGACCUGCGUUGUGUACAAGUUCCUUUUCCUGGCAAAAUGUAUCGCAAGUUCCAUGUUUAGACGCCAUUUUGAUUUCAGCUGAGUGUAAACAGGGUGUUAUUUUUUUUACCAGCAGUAUUAAAAUGGGGAUUAUGAAUUUAA
Molecule: messenger RNA, 3164 nt
Organism: Anguilla rostrata (American eel)
Lineage: Eukaryota; Metazoa; Chordata; Actinopteri; Anguilliformes; Anguillidae
Product: immunoglobulin superfamily member 21-like
Exons: 11
Coding region: 672-1916 (414 amino acids)
Biological process (GO): heterophilic cell-cell adhesion; homophilic cell-cell adhesion
Cellular component (GO): adherens junction
Source: RefSeq, a predicted model, not a curated record